CGGCUCUUUAUAUAGCCCUGCGUUUACAGGAUUACAAGUAUAUAAACUGCAUGCUGCUCCGUCAUGCCCUCUCCAGUUCACACCCAACUCGUUCUCUCCGCCAGUUUACUAGAACUUAUAGGCUCAAGAUGACCAGCGUCUCUGUUACAAAAGUAUCAGGCUUAGACCUAAACGCGGCCCGGGCUCGACUCGCAAAGGAUAUGCAAAUAGACGUGCUUACAGCUACUCAAGAGACUGAUAACGAGGCCGCGCGGAGGGAAGUCGCUAGGACGUUCACCUCGGAUACACGUACAGUUCCUACACCGGAGAUGCAAGCAUAUGCAUUCAAGGCUUCUCUUGGUGAUGAUGUCUACCAUGAACCGGCAACACAUGCUCUAGAACUUGCUAUUGCCCGGCUCACAGGCAAGGAAGCCGCGUGUUUCAUGCCCUCGGGAACAAUGUCAAAUCAAAUUGGAAUUAGUACUCACCUAAAGAAACCUCCAUAUUCUAUACUGUGUGACCAGCGUGCGCAUAUAUUCAAGUAUGAGGCAGGGGGUCCAGGUUUCCAUCGCGGCGCAUUGACAAUACCAGUCCUACCUUCAAACCAUCACCAUUUAACGCUUGAAGAUAUAAAAUCAAAUGUCAUCCUUGGCGAGGACGUUCACUACGCACCAACACAAAUCAUCGCUCUGGAAAAUACGUUGAACGGAACAAUUAUUCCUCAAUCCGAAAUUCUCGCUAUCGCUGACUUCGCUCGUUCCGAAGGGAUCGCCUUACACCUUGAUGGAGCACGUUUAUGGCAUGUUGCGGCCGAGACAGGAACGCCGUUAUCGGAGCUUUGUGCACCAUUUGACAGUGUUUCACUUUGCUUUAGCAAAGGUCUUGGUGCACCUGUCGGGUCAUGCCUUGUUGGAACGACAGAAUUCAUUCAGCAUGCACGUCGAUUCCGCAAGCUGUUCGGUGGCGGCAUGCGACAAACGGGUGUAUUGGCAGGCGCCGCGGCGUAUGCCGUGUCCAAUAAUUUCCCUCUCCUACCCAAGGUACACGAGCUGGCCCGGACUCUCGAGCGCGGGCUUGAAGAGGCUGGUUGCGAGAUCCUGAGUCGUGCCGAGACAUGUAUGGUAUUCUUUGACUCUUCGCCAGUCGGCGUGCCGCUCGGUGAGCUCAUCGCACGAGCUGCAGCACUUCCAGAGCCAAUCCACUUCCUUGGCUCACGUCUAGUGGUGCACAUACAAACAUCUGAGGAGGCGGUUUCCGACUUUUUGGCUCUCGUACGCACGAUGGCAGAGGAGAAGUGUGCUGCAGGUUUUGUACGUUCUGAAAAGAAGCCCGAAACGAACGGCACGACCUCUGUUUAUAAGGAUGUUUACCUUAAACAAGGAAGGAAUCUAGUUUAACCAAAAUAGAACGUCUAUGGAAGGAUAGAUAGGUGGAAUUGUUGAUAAGCACCAUGUAUCUUGG
This is a messenger RNA of Fomitiporia mediterranea MF3/22, 1440 nucleotides long. Its product is annotated as threonine aldolase. Lineage: Eukaryota; Fungi; Basidiomycota; Agaricomycetes; Hymenochaetales; Hymenochaetaceae. Gene Ontology annotation, cellular component: cytosol. Bases 51 to 1376 code for a protein of 441 amino acids. Gene Ontology annotation, molecular function: L-allo-threonine aldolase activity. Gene Ontology annotation, biological process: L-threonine catabolic process; glycine biosynthetic process. The transcript is spliced from 5 exons. The record is from RefSeq and is a predicted model, not a curated record.